This is a messenger RNA of Drosophila virilis, 1501 nucleotides long. It is a transcript of the gene Alg10, whose product is annotated as alpha-1,2-glucosyltransferase Alg10. Gene Ontology annotation, cellular component: endoplasmic reticulum. The record is from RefSeq and is a predicted model, not a curated record. Gene Ontology annotation, biological process: protein N-linked glycosylation; dolichol-linked oligosaccharide biosynthetic process. Gene Ontology annotation, molecular function: dolichyl pyrophosphate Glc2Man9GlcNAc2 alpha-1,2-glucosyltransferase activity. Lineage: Eukaryota; Metazoa; Arthropoda; Insecta; Diptera; Drosophilidae.
UAGGCCUUAGGUCGAUAACAUUAGUAUGUCGUCGCCGGUGUCGUUGUCCAAAUAUAAACAAAACCAUCUAAAGAAAACAAUCUAAUAUUGCUGAUCAAUGGAAGUCUAAAGAUGCAGGGCUCUUGGAAAGUGGUCUUGCCCGUUGGAUUUGUGCUGUACUCACUACCGCUGUUCCUGCGGGUUAACGGCACUGCCGAGUACAUAAUCGAUGAAGAGUUUCACAUACCACAGGGCUUGGCCUUCUGUCGCAAGCAAUUCGAUGUGUGGGACUCCAAAAUCACAACGUUUCCUGGCUUAUAUCUACUUGCCUUAGUAUUGCACCCGUUUAACUAUUGCACGGUUACGGGUCUGCGUCUGCUUAGCCUGAUCGGCGCGGGCAUCAACAUUCUGUUGCUGUACAAAAUACGCCGCCGCACCCUAGCUGGCACUGGAGGCAAUGCCUAUGCCGCGCACGAGGCAAUAACGAUGUCAGUGCUGCCUCCUCUGUAUUUCUUCAGUCAUCUUUACUAUACUGAUACGCUGGCCUUGACCAUGGUGUUGUUGUUUUACAAUUACUGGCAGCAGGAGGCUCACCUGCCGGCAUCAGUUUUCGGUGCGGCCAGUGUGCUUAUGCGCCAGACAAACAUUGUCUGGGUGUGCAUGUGCUGUGGCAUCACCAUUCUGGACACGCUUGUGCAGCAAUGCGCCCGGACAACCACGGCCAGUAGCCAACCAAUACGACUAUUUGGCAGCGAACUUUGGCUACAGCUGCUCAGCAGCCCGCAGCUGAUAUGCAAUUGUAUUUUAAGGAUUAUGGCUAAAUGCUGCUUCUACGGCUCCAUCAUAUUACCCUUCAUUGGCUUUAUCUGCAUCAAUGGCUCCAUUGUAGUGGGCGACAAGAGCGCCCAUGAGGCUACUCUACAUUUACCGCAGCUUUUCUACUUUGCAACAUUUGCAGCUGGCUUUGGCAUUUCCAAUACCGUGCGGCAACUGCGUCCGGCGUUGGCGCUGCUGCGACGCCAUAUAGUGCUGGCGUUGCUAAUUACGUUGCUCAUAGCCUCGGUGGUGCAUUUUAACACCGUGGUCCAUCCGUACUUGCUAGCCGACAAUCGUCACUACACCUUCUACAUAUGGAGUCGCCUCUACGGCCGCUACUGGUGGUUCCGCUAUGCCAUGGCGCCGCUGUAUUUGUUCGCUCUGGCGCUGCUCUGCUGUGGACUGCGACAUAUGCCUGACAGCUUCAAGUUGAUGUUUCCGCUGUCGCUGCUUCUCGUUUUGUGCUUUCAGCGUUUGCUAGAGCUGCGCUAUUUCCUGGUGCCAUAUAUAAUCUUCCGACUGAAUACGCGGCCGGCACGCAAGGGCUUUGCCGAGUGGCUGGAGCUGGGCGCACAUCUGCUCUUGAACGUGGUUACGUUCUAUGUGUACUUAACAAAAGAAUUCUAUUGGAAAAACUAUCGCACACCACAACGAAUUAUUUGGUAAAGAAAUAUGCGCAUCCAUAACUAAACCUUUUUUGUUUAAA